Molecule: messenger RNA, 2325 nt
Organism: Capsaspora owczarzaki ATCC 30864
Lineage: Eukaryota; Filasterea; Ministeriida; Capsasporidae
Exons: 11
Coding region: 145-2235 (696 amino acids)
Biological process (GO): P-body assembly; deadenylation-dependent decapping of nuclear-transcribed mRNA
Cellular component (GO): P-body
Molecular function (GO): RNA binding
Source: RefSeq, a predicted model, not a curated record
UUAGUAACCGAUACCUCCGCAUUCAGUUCAUCCGCUUCAGUAGUGAUUCCAGGGCAAGUUACGGGGCUGCGUACUGUACACUCCACCGAUCCUCAAGUAGCCGUUUCUUCCUUUUAGCGAGUUGGCCGUUCAUUCUUCCUUUCAAUGAGUUUCUUUGGGUUUGACACGGCAUUGCCACCGGAUCCCUCUGGCGCAGCUGCGACGGACGAUCAGCUCGAGCUCGAUGACACGCACAACGACGAGACGUUCGGUGGUUCCAUUGAGAUUGGUACCGACUGGGAAAUGUCCAACGACCAGCUGGCAGCCAUUCAGGCCGAGUUUAUGCGUGGUUCGACGGCAGCUCCCGCUUCGACGCUCCCUCCCCUUGCUUCUGGUCUUCCCGAACCGUCGCACGAUCUCGCUGCUCCUGGCGAAUCUUGGGCUGCUGCUGCUGAUAUCGAUGUUGCAGCACCCAUGGCUCAGCUUCGUAUCGAGAAUAAGCCCCCAUCCAGUGGAGCCGCGCCCCUCUCCUUCUCGACUACCUAUGGCAGCGAGUAUGGCGGUGCAGCCGUGUGGGGAGAUCCGCAACUGAGCAGCAUUUGGGGAGCACCAGCUGUUGCAAAGCCUGCGAACAAGAUGGUGUCGGUGGCCGAGCUGGAGCAGCAGCCGUCUCAGCAACCUCAGCCGCGCAUGUUCUCUCUGGCGGAAAUCGAGCAGCAACAGCAACAAACCCCCCAGCAGCAGUUCCAGCUUCCGUAUGGCGCGGUACCGCCUGGAUUUCCCGUGCAGCCUGGACAUCAAGGUCUGCUGCCGCAAUCCUUCCCCGGCGCGCCAAUGCCCAUGUACGGAUUGCCGCCUGGCAUGCCACUGCCACCAGGUUUCAACAUCAUGCAACAGCAACAGCAGCAACAGCCGCAGCAGCAACAAUCGACGGCCAUUCCCGAACCCUACGCGCAGUACUCGUCACUUGUUGCAAGCGGCUUUUUGAACAGCGCUUCCUUCCACCAGCCACUCGACACCAACGCAAACGAGCCGGGCAUGAUCCGAGACCAGCGCGGCAAUCGUCGUCGCUUCCAGCUCAUGUCGCGUUCGGACAAGGAGUUUGUCAUUCGCGUUCAAUUGACCACCCUGCAGACAGACAACCCGUUUGUUGAUGACUACUAUUACCAAAGCUACAUGCAGCGCAAGCACCACAAGGAAGCAAUGGCUCCCCGCUUGGUGCUGCCCCAGCAGUCGGCGGCUCAACAGCAGCAACGCCAGGCCUACUUGCAGCAUUUGCAGGCUCGCAAGGCCGCGCCCGUGACUGGUUUCGAGAAUGUUCUCGGCAAGUUGCUUGUCGGAUCCAUCCACAAUCCUCGUCAAAUGAUUAGCGUUGCCAGCUCGGACAAGUCGGGAGCCAACGAGAGCGAAGACAAGAUUGUCAGCCGCCGCCGCAAAAUCCUUCGCUUUAUUGAAGCUGCAUACCAGACCAUGAUUGACAUUGAGGACAUUCAGAAGCAGGCUGCUGCAUGCGGACCACAAGAGCGCCAACCGUUCUUUGUCAAGCGAGCAGCCUUGGUCAAUGAUCUGUUUGCCGACCUUGCCUUGCCCGAGAGCACCGCGGCCAGCGAAGACGCGGCCUUUUACGAUCUGCUCUCGGUUCCGAAGGGCCUCAAGCUCGUCCGUCGUUUGCUCCCUCUGUUCUCUGAGAGUCAGGGGUUUGCUGUCGUGAGCGCAAUUCUGCACCGUAUCGAGGCUUACUCGGCCGGUCGCACUGGUUUGUCGGGCACCGAUCCCGUCGAGAUCCACAGUCUCCUCAUGUCGCACGUUGUCCCGCCCGUCGUUCGAGUGAUUGAGCUCUUCUCCGCCGCUCGCGUUCUGGCCUGCACCGACAUUGCGCUUUCCGUCUUGACACCAGAGAAUGCGUCCACAAUUGUUGGUGGCUCGCUGGGUGUUACCAUUGUCUAUGCCUUCUUGCGCCGAAUGGACCAUCUGCUUUCCGAUCCCAACAGCACAACCCGGGCUCAACAAGACAAAUGGGUUGGUUUUGUUGAAAAGCUGGUUGGUCUCCUCCAGGGUCAGUUUGCCCAUGUGGUGAGCCUGUGCCUCAACCAUCGCAGCUUGUGGGUGUUUGCCAUGCUCUCGAUUCUGCUCAAGUACGCUUCAGCGUCCAGCAAAGCAUCGAUCAAGCAAGAGCUCGAGCCAACCUUUGCCACCCUGCCAGACGGCCUGCAAACCUCCCCCGCUGUGAAAAUGUUGCAGCAGCAGCUCAACUAAGCCAAGAAUCCGUGGAAUGCUCGUGCGCCAAAGUAAACAAGACAACAAGCGAACAAACCAACAAAUAAACAACAAAUUCCCAGCCAAAAA